This is a messenger RNA of Chenopodium quinoa (quinoa), 2312 nucleotides long. Its product is annotated as probable LRR receptor-like serine/threonine-protein kinase At1g34110. The record is from RefSeq and is a predicted model, not a curated record. The transcript has a single exon. The coding region runs from base 145 to 2079 and encodes 644 amino acids. Lineage: Eukaryota; Viridiplantae; Streptophyta; Magnoliopsida; Caryophyllales; Amaranthaceae. Gene Ontology annotation, molecular function: protein binding.
UGUAAAGAUUAAAGAAGAAAGAUAUUUUUCACUUUUUAUAAUAAUGUUUUCUUAAUGGUAGGGUUUUUAAUUUCUGUCAAAUCUGUUUAACCUUUAAAUACAGGUACUAAUCUCAAGUCUCAUUCAUCCCUUUUUAGCCAAAACAUGGCAUAUCAGUUAAUGUUCAUCCUCUUAACAUUCUCUAUAUUUUACCCUGAAUUUGUCAAAAGUAUUAGUUCCCCACCAUGCAACUCUAAUGACCUAACAGCUUUGCAUAAGUUCAAGGCAGCUAUUAGCCUUGACACUUCUGGCAGGCUGCAAAAAUGGGUAGGCCGAAGGUGCUGCGAUUGGGAGGGGAUCGUAUGCAAGAACACAACAUACAGAGUGACAGAAAUCAAUCUGCCAGGGCUCAUCUCAACAGAAGAUUUCAUUGGUCAGACGAAGAUGGAAGGCGUUCUAUCACCCUCAAUCAUGCGCCUUACUUCUCUUGAAGUCCUUGACCUCGGAGGGCUUGUCAGUCUUUCAGGAAACAUCCCUAAAUCUGUCGGUUUUCACUUGGUGAAUCUCACAAAGCUGAAUCUCUUUGGCAAUAAUCUGAGUGGUCCUAUACCAGAAAGUAUCGGUAAGCUGAUAAAACUCGAAGAAAUUCAGCUUCAGGAGAACAGAUUUCUUGCAUCGAUACCCUCUAGUAUUGGUUCUCUAAGGAACCUGCAAAGAUUAUUCCUGUAUUCCAACAGACUUUCAGGGUUCAUGCCUGAUACUAUUUCAAACUUGGUGAAUCUGGUGACACUUGACCUCCAUGACAAUGCUCUAGAUGGUCUAAUCCCCGAGAAGAUUGGGGCCUUGAGCUCCUUGAAAGCACUCGAUCUCUCAAAUAAUCGUCUGACAGGAGCGAUUCCUGCUUCUGUAAAUAACUUAACUGCCAUUUCAACAGCUUAUUUUGACACCAACUUUCUCCAGGGACAAAUUCCAUUUCCUGUAAAUCCUGGUGAUAUGCCCUCCCUUGGUUUCCUGAGGCUGCAAAACAAUCAGCUAACAGGAAACAUACCCUCUACGUUUGGAUAUUUGUCAUCCCUUCGUAGAUUAUCACUUGCAAAUAACAAGCUUGAGGGUCCAUUACCAUCAAGUUUUGGCGAUUUAUCAAAACUGUCAGAGUUAUAUCUUGAUGGUAAUCGUUUAUCUGAAACUAUACCAGAAUCCAUAGGCAAGCUAUCAAAUCUUAUUCUCUUAAACCUAUCACAUAACUUUAUACAAGGUCCACUUCCUCAAGAGAUGUCAACCCUUAACAACCUACAGAUCCUUGAUCUUUCAUUCAACCUUCUAACCCUUCAAUCUAUUCCUAAGUGGCUAGCUGAGUUGCCGUCUCUUUCCCGGAUUUUGUUAGCAGGGUGCAGGAUCCAAGGUGAGUUUCCAGAAGUCCUACGAGCAACUCCAAGUGCGUUGCAGGAAUUGGACUUGUCAGACAACAGUCUGACAGGAAGCAUACCAGCUUGGGUUGGGAAACUAACUGAGCUCUAUUCGCUGAACCUAUCUAGGAACUCCCUCAUUUCAGAUAUUCCAGACACAAUCACGAAUCUGCAUGAUUUGGGUAUAAUCGACCUUCACUCAAACAAUCUCACAGGAUCAGUGGAGAAGGUUUUCGAAUUGGAGACCAGGUUUUCAGGCGGGUCUCUGACAUAUGUCGAUCUUUCUGACAACAGUUUCUCAAGCGGGCAUGAGGGUAUUGGUAUAGGAUCUCAAACUGGAAUUCAGCUCCUAAAUUUAUCCAACAAUUUACUUAAAAAUGGACUGCCAACUUCCAUAGGGAAGAUGGGAUCACUGAAGACCUUGGAUUUCAGCAGCAACCAAUUAACCUCAGCAUUGCCAGAAUCAUUAGGUGAUGCAAGUUUAUUGGAGAUAUUGAAGUUACAAAGAAACCAUUUUAAUGGCAAUAUACCAAAUGGGUAUUUGAAGCUGAAGAAACUAAGAGAAUUGGAUUUAUCAGAUAAUCUAUUGAAGGGACAAAUUCCUAUCGGUAAACCACUUAGCGGUUUUCCAUCGAGCUCUUACUCUGGAAACCGAGAUUUAUGUGGAAAACCUCUUCCUCCUUGUAAGAUUUGAAUUAGAAUUUUUUUGGUUCUUAGCAUGAUAGAAAGUUAGAACUAAACUAGAAUUCUUUUUUUAUGCAUUUUCAUUUUUUGUGCAAGUUAGCAUCACACAUUCAUUCUCUUUGGAAAUACAAUCAUGAUUCUAGCAGAAACUUAUUAAUGUCUUUAUCUUGGCAUGAUCCAAAAUAAUAAAAUGGAGUACAAUUCUGGAGUAUGGGCCAUACACCCAUCAUUUAAAUCAGGAGC